AUGGAGAGCUUAGGUCCUUAUUUUGGGCAGAUGAGGUAUAAUAUGAUUUUUGUUCCUUUUACGGGGGUUGAUCACCAUAAGAAUUGCGUAACAUUUGCGGCUGCUCUUCUUUAUGAUGAAACUAUUGAGUCGUUCACAUGGAUGUUGGAACAAUUUCUUGAAGCACAUGGUAAACAACCGAGGCUAGUGUUAACCGACCAAGACCCGGCAAUGAAACAAGCCAUAGCUAAAGUUUUCAAUGAAUCUGUCCAUCGUCUAUGUAUGUGGCAUAUUAUGGAUAAACAUCCUCAUAAGAUUGAUGGUGAUGUGUUACAGAAUACCAACUUGAGGGUACGUAUACAUAAGUUGGUCUGGAAUGUUUUUAUCGCUCCUGCCACGUUUGAGAAGCGAUGGGAGUUAUUGACAAAUGAUUGCAACUUGCAGCGUCACAAGUGGUUGUUUGACAUGUUUUCUAUUAGAGAUCAGUGGGUCCCAGUUUAUGUUGUGUUUUGA
Molecule: messenger RNA, 492 nt
Organism: Helianthus annuus (common sunflower)
Lineage: Eukaryota; Viridiplantae; Streptophyta; Magnoliopsida; Asterales; Asteraceae
Product: protein FAR1-RELATED SEQUENCE 5-like
Exons: 5
Coding region: 1-492 (163 amino acids)
Biological process (GO): regulation of DNA-templated transcription
Source: RefSeq, a predicted model, not a curated record